Messenger RNA from Striga asiatica, 1467 nucleotides. Lineage: Eukaryota; Viridiplantae; Streptophyta; Magnoliopsida; Lamiales; Orobanchaceae. The record is from the annotation of a GenBank genome assembly.
AUGGCGCUCUCUGUAAGAGCACCGACACAUCCCCUCUCCUCCGCCGCCUAUUUCAUCGGCCUCCUCCUCCUCCUCCUCUCCUCCGCCGCCUCCGUCCACUCCAUCGGCGUCAACUACGGCACCCUCGGCGACAACCUCCCCCCGCCGGCCCAGGUCGCCCGGUUCCUCAAGGACCGAACCACCAUCGACCGGAUCAAGAUCUUCGACACCAACCCGGACAUCCUCCGCGCCUUCGCCGGAACCGGCAUCCUCGUCGCCGUCACCGUCCCCAACGGCGAGAUCCCCUCCCUCGCCAACGACCCCUCCGCCGCCGCCCGCUGGGUCGCCGCCAACGUCUCCCCCUACCACCCCGCCACCCGGAUCAACUACGUCUUCGUCGGCACCGAGGUCCUCCACUGGGGCCCGCAGGAGCUCCGCGACGCGCUCGUCCCGGCCAUGCGGGCCCUCCACCGGGCCCUCGCCGACGCCGGCCUCGUCCGCGACGUCCAGGUCACCACCGCCCACUCGCUCGGGAUCCUCGAGUCAUCCGACCCGCCGAGCCGGGCCCGGUUCAGGCCCGGUUGGGCCGAGGGGAACCUCGCCCCGGCCCUCCAGUUCCACCGCGAGACCAACUCGACCUUCAUGGUCAACCCGUACCCGUUCUUCAGCUACAGCCCGGAGAACGCGAGCUUCAACACGUUCGGGCCGAAUCCGGGUCGGAUCUAUGACCGGUUCACGCGGCGGACCUACGGCAGUAUGUUCGACUUGCUGAUGGACGCGGUGUACGUGUCGAUGAUGAAACUCGGGUACAAGGACGUGGGCGUGGGGAUUGGGGAGACGGGUUGGGCCUGGACCGGGGAUAUCUUAGAGCGGCCCAGGUGCUCGGUGGAGAACGCGGUGUCGUACAACGGUGGGCUGGUGAGAAAGUACAACUCGGGUCGGGGCACGCCCCUGAUGCCCCGGAGGAGGUUCGAGACGUACUUAUUCGCGCUUUUCAACGAGAACCAGAAAACCGGGCCGUUGUCCGAGAGGAGCUUUGGGCUUUUCAACACCGAUUUCAGCCCGGUUUACGACAUCGGGAUUAUGCGUGGGGGAGUUAAUACGAAUCCUGCUCCACAGCCCGUUCCAAAACCAUCAAGACCAGCACCAACCGAACAAAACAAGACAUGGUGCAUGGCAAAGGAAAACGCUUCUGCCUCUGCAUUGCAGGACAAUAUCAACUAUGUAUGUGGGCUACCAGGACAGUACUGCCAGCCCAUUCAGCCCGGUGGCCGAUGCUUUGACCCAAACAAUUUGUGGGCCCACGCCUCUUUCGCCAUGAAUGCCUUUUAUCAAGCCAAUGGCCGUAACAACUUUAACUGUGAUUUUAAAGGCUCUGGCGUGAUUACCUUUACCGAUCCAAUUGGUGAUGAUCAUUCAGCGACCAAUUUAUACAGAGAAGAAAAAUGGAUGGUGAAUUUUCUAGCUGUCUUGAUGCCAUUUGUGUGA